AUGAUAUCUAUAAAUGAUGAUCAACCUUCUUUGCACUGUUCAAUCAACAGUGUCGAAUCGGUAGAAUUCUGGGUUGGCAAUGCAAAAUCAUUUGUAAAAUGUUAUCUACAACCACUUCAGUACAAGGUCAUUGGCAUUUUUCAAUCACCGUCGUCAACACGAACACAAUAUGUUGCAGUCAACAAGAGAACAUUAGAGGCAUUGGCAGAACAACAACAAUCAAAUGGAAAAACAGCGGUUGAGGGAGGUGAGUUGCCAACUCUACCAUACCAAUCGAUCCUCGUAACAACAUCGGUGAGACCUGGCUCAGACCAAUCUUUCUAUUCAAUGUUACAAUCACAUAGUGGUGACUUUGUCAAAAGUGUCACUUUUAAUUGUCACAAUGUCAAAGCUGUACAUGAUAAUGCAGUCUCUCAUGGAGCCAUUUCUAUCCAAUCCCCAUCCUCGAGUAAUACUACUUUUGGAAAGGAAAUUAAAACAACCACUUCAACCAUUCAAUCUCCAUUCAAAGAUAUUACUCAUUCCUUUGUUUCUAGAUCACUUGUAAAUAAUAAUAAUAAUAAUAAUAAUAAUAACAAAAAUAAUAAUAAUAUUGUACAACUAUCAACAUAUGAAUCAAUUUUAAAAUAUUAUUAUCCACAAUUCCGACCAAUUACCAAAGAAUUAUUUAAAGAGGAUUUUAAUGAUUUGGAAUUAAAUCCAGCCGGUCAAUAUAUACAUUCAAUAGAUCAUAUUGCAACAUGUAUAGUUCAUGGUACAAUGGAUGAAUAUGUAAAAUGGUAUCAAGAUUGUUUAAAAUUCAACCUACUCUCGGUGCAAGAGGGAGCUCGAGAAGAGAUCCCUGUGAUUGUAGAGAAAAAAGAGGAACUUAAUUUUUUCAACAUAAAGGUCGACGAGGACAUUGGAUUAAAAAUGGUCGUCCUAUCCAAUCAACCUGCUCAUUCAAAAUCUCAUCUUCCUACCAUCAUGUGGGUAAUGUCUGAAGGUUUUGAAAAUGGUAAAGGUCAAGUUGAACAAUAUUUAGAUUUUAAUGGUGGAUCUGGGAUACAACAUUUAGCAUUUAAUACAAGUGAUAUUUACAAGGCUGUUAAUUAUGCCAGAUCGAAAUAUGGACAGAUGGAAUUUAUUGAAGCGCCAGACACGUAUUACGACAAUUUAAAAAAUAGAAAAGAAUUGGAUUUCAUCCUAUCGACACUAAGUCAAUGUGAAAUUGAUAAUCUCAAAACUUUUAGAAUACUCAUAGAUUCUGACUACUCUAUUGAAUCUAUAGAUAAAUUCAUUUUACAAAUUUUUACAAAGCCUAUUGGUGAUAGUCCAACAUUAUUUUUUGAAUUGGUACAGAGAUGUGGAGCCAUUGGAUUUGGUAAAGGAAAUAUUAAAGCAUUAUUCGAAGCGGUAGAAAUGCAAAGGAAAAAAGAUCAAUUUUAA
This is a messenger RNA of Cavenderia fasciculata, 1428 nucleotides long. RefSeq names its product 4-hydroxyphenylpyruvate dioxygenase-like protein (gene hpdl-2). The record is from RefSeq and is a predicted model, not a curated record. Bases 1 to 1428 code for a protein of 475 amino acids. The transcript has 3 exons. Gene Ontology annotation, biological process: L-tyrosine catabolic process. Gene Ontology annotation, molecular function: 4-hydroxyphenylpyruvate dioxygenase activity. NCBI's taxonomy places the organism in Eukaryota, Evosea, Eumycetozoa, Acytosteliales, Cavenderiaceae.